GGAUUAUUCAGAUUGACAUGCCUAGGCUAAGUCUUGAAUUUGUUUCUUUCCAAUCACCUUUAAUUCUAUCCUAGUAUUAGAAAAUAUUCGGUGAGAAAUGGUGGUACGAAAUUUCUACAACCAUUAUGCUACCGUCUAACCGAAUAGUGCGUAUAACCUAAAAUCUAAAUUUAGGGUAAAAAGUUUCAAUUUUGAACUUAGUCUCACUGCCAAAAGUUCCAUUGGCUUCCGGGACAGCUGGAAUUCUCAGCAAUAUCAUGAAGUCGGCAGCAUCAGCCUCGUCGUCAGCGGCCACAAGCUUUAAACUUGGAUCUUCCAGACUCUUAGCCUUGGCGGAGCAGCUGCGUGUAUACAAACCUCCCCUUUGUUCGCCGUUCGACGAGGCGGAAGAGAUGCGUGCAUACCAGGAGAGCACCAGGAAAUUGGUCUCCCACGUUGGGUUUCAGGAACCUAUGGCUCCGGUGAGCCUCAGACCGGAAAAAGCUGCUGUCUUGAUCUGUCUCUUCGAAGGAGACGACGGUGAUUUGCGUGUGAUCCUCACUAAGAGGUCUUCCUCACUGUCUUCUCACUCAGGAGAAGUUUCUUUACCAGGUGGUAAAGCAGAAGAGCAUGACAAGGAUGAUGGGAUCACUGCAACCAGAGAGGCAGAGGAAGAGAUUGGAUUAGACCCUUCCCUUGUUGACGUUGUUGUUUUCCUCGAACCAUUUAUGUCUCUGCAUCUGCUCAGAGUAACUCCUGUGGUAGGAAUAUUAUGGGACAAAGAUGCAUUCAAUCCAACGCCAAAUCCUACAGAAGUGGAAGCCGUGUUUGAUGCACCCUUUGAAAUGUUUCUCAAGGAUGAGAACCGGAGAUGCGAGGAGAUUGAGUGGUUGGGGGAAACACAUUUGAUCCACUUCUUUGAUUACAAAACAGGAGAUGAUGAUUAUGUUAUAUGGGGUUUAACUGCUAGAAUCUUGAUAAGAGCUGCAACAGUGAUUUAUCAACGACCACCUGCUUUCAUUGAAGAGAAACCUAACUUGAAGUACUCCAAAAUGUGAAUGCGGAACCAGGCUACUAGCUUAAAUGGAUUGCUGAGGGCCCUGAAUACUUGUAUACACCAUGCUUGGACAUCUUGUGGCCAAUUUACAUGAAUCUUGUGAAAAUGGAAGAUUGCUAGAGGUGUCUCUAUAUGGUCAUGUCCAGGUCAGUCUGUAUUACUGAUCAUUGUAUUGUUGGUUUUUGUCUGCUCUUUGUUUUUUUAAGUCAUUUCUGCAGUAUGUUCAAUUGUGAGCAGUGAGGUAUUUUCAUGUUAUCAGUAUAUCCUAGUAUUCUACAACAAAAAAUCAUAUUCAUUUGUAGAAAUGGUGGAUUGUUCAUUUCUAAUGUAAGAGCUUUUGCUACAUUUUUUACCCCU
This is a messenger RNA of Capsella rubella, 1393 nucleotides long. Its product is annotated as nudix hydrolase 22, chloroplastic. The record is from RefSeq and is a predicted model, not a curated record. Gene Ontology annotation, molecular function: coenzyme A diphosphatase activity; acetyl-CoA hydrolase activity. The transcript has 5 exons. Gene Ontology annotation, biological process: coenzyme A catabolic process. Lineage: Eukaryota; Viridiplantae; Streptophyta; Magnoliopsida; Brassicales; Brassicaceae. The coding region runs from base 258 to 1037 and encodes 259 amino acids.